CCAAUCAAAAAAGGCAAUGGCGUCACUGACCUCUCUGUCUCACCGUCCUCACAAUCUCUUCCUAAAAUCCUUCUCUAACAAUAACUGCCCCUGCUCUCACAGAGUUUAUGCUCCACUUCCUGCUUAUAUCUCUUCAUGCACAAGCAUAUGCAGAAGCAACCAACAAGCUCUCUGCUGUAAUAACAACGGAGAAGAAGAGCGAAAAGGAGAACCAUCUACUAAAAGAAGAGAAGUUCUGCUAAAGACGGGUUUUACUGCUGCUGCAUUUUCUUUCCCAGCAGUUGUUUAUAAUGCAUCGGCAGAGAACGAUGUGUUGGAGGAUUUCCGUACUUAUGUUGACGAGGUGAACAAGUUCAAGAUAUCAAUUCCCCAAGAUUGGCAAGUUGGUACUGGAGAGCCUAAUGGUUUCAAAUCAGUUACCGCUUUCUACCCGGAUGAAGCUUCAAUUUCCAAUGUUAGUGUAGUAAUCACGGGGCUUGGUCCGGACUACACAAGAAUGGAAUCUUUUGGGAAAGUUGAAGGUUUUGCCGAAACCUUGGUUAGUGGAUUGGACAGAAGCUGGCAAAGGCCCCCUGGUGUUGCAGCAAAGCUCAUAGACUGUAAAGCUUCUAAUGGGUUUUAUUACGUUGACUAUACCCUGCAAAAGCCGGGUGAAAACCGUAAACAUUUGUUUCAAGCAAUUGGUAUGGCAUUCAAUGGUUGGUACAACAGACUAUAUACAGUAACAGGACAGUUUGUCGACGAAGAAUCGGGGAAAUACGCUUCCAAGAUUAAGAAGGCAGUUGCAUCAUUCAAAUUCACUUGAAAUUUUUUUGCAUAUUGAAGAAGAUAUUGGCUGGCUGGCUUCUUAUGUAAUCCAUGAUACGCUGGUUAUUCUUUCCAAAUUUUUGUAUCUACUGGCAAUUGUACAUUUACAGCAUCGAAACUUUCAUGAUUUAUCAUACAACUCAUGCUAUCAAA
Messenger RNA from Tripterygium wilfordii, 960 nucleotides. Its product is annotated as psbP domain-containing protein 3, chloroplastic. Gene Ontology annotation, biological process: photosynthesis. NCBI's taxonomy places the organism in Eukaryota, Viridiplantae, Streptophyta, Magnoliopsida, Celastrales, Celastraceae. Bases 17 to 805 code for a protein of 262 amino acids. Gene Ontology annotation, molecular function: calcium ion binding. Gene Ontology annotation, cellular component: extrinsic component of membrane; photosystem II; photosystem II oxygen evolving complex. The record is from RefSeq and is a predicted model, not a curated record. The transcript is spliced from 9 exons.